AUGAUUAAAAUAAGAUAAACUUCUAGAUUACGUAGAUUUUCAGCAUAAGAUGAAUAGAAUUAUGUGAUACCUAAACUAUUUUUGAGUGUUGAUUUUUAUAAAAAAUAAUAACAUUCUGCAAGAAUUGUUUCAAAUGAAGAUAUCAACAAUCUAACAUUCCUUCAUAGAAACAUUAAUUAUUAAACAACAAAAAGAAGUAUUCAAUAAGAGAUAGAAUCAACUGGAAUUUAAGAGAACAACAAAGUUUAUGAGGUUAAUAUAUAAGUAAAAUUUGUAAAGCAUAAAUAAAAAGUGGAAAAGUAAUUAAAAUAGGACUUUCAUUAGGAUUAUAAAAUAGUUAGAUUUCCAAACAAUUCAAUAAAAUAAAUUAAUGAUGAAAUAGAACUUAGUCGAAAACUCUAAAAUCUACUUGCAAAAAUUAAAAAAUGA
Paramecium pentaurelia is the source of this 429-nucleotide messenger RNA. The record is from the annotation of a GenBank genome assembly. Lineage: Eukaryota; Ciliophora; Oligohymenophorea; Peniculida; Parameciidae.